AUGAAGGUCCUGUGCAAGACCCUCUCCCGGGACCAGUUCACCCUCGAGGUGACUCCCUCUCAGACGGUUCUCGAGGUCAAGAAGAUGAUCGAAGGUGAAAAGGGCUUUGAUGCCGCCCAUCAGAAGCUUGUGUACAAGGGCAAGAUCCUCGCAGACGCAGAGACAUUGGAGUCGUACGGCGUGGCGGACGGAGAGUUCUUUGUUGUCAUGGCCACCAAGAAGGUUGCGCAGGCAAAGCCCAAGCCGGCGUCUGUCUCCUCCUCCAGCUCUAGCUCGGCCCCCACCCCCGCACCCAUGGACACCACUCCGGCCAACACCGCGCCGCCGCCGUCGACCACCACCACCACCGCCACCACCGCCACCGCCACCACCGUUGCUCCUUCUCCCACCCCGACUCCUCCCGCCGCCGCCGCGCCGGGCCCAGAGGCGAUGGUCACCGGCGCAUCGGAAGAGGGUGCGGUGCAGACGCUGAUGGCGCUCGGCUUUCCGCGCGAUCAGUGCGAGGUCGCGCUCCGUGCCGCGUUCAACAACCCGGACCGUGCGGUCGACUACCUGCUUAACGGCAUUCCGCCCGAGCUGAUGGCGCAGAUGGCGGCAGGCGGCACGCCGGCGCAGCCGCAGACAGGCAGCGCUGAGGUUGGCGGCGUGCCGAAUGAGGCCGGCGGUGACGACGGCGGCGACGACGGCGAGAUGACCGAAGGCGCGGCGUUCACCGCGGCGCUCCGCGCCAUGCCGCCGUUCACCCGGCUGCGGUAUGCAGUCCAGCAGAACCCGGCGCUGAUGCAGCCGAUGCUCCAGCAGCUGGGCCAGACCCAGCCGCAGCUGCUGCAGCUCAUCUCGGCCCAUCAAGACGAGUUCCUGGCCCUCAUGAACGAGCCGGUCACCGAGGCCGAGAUGGCCGCGGCCUCGGCCGCCACCGACCAGAUGAACCAGGAGCUGGGUGGCGUCGCCGGCGGCAUGGGCGCCCCGCCGCCGGGCGUCAAUUACAUCCAGGUCACCGAGGAGGAGAAGGGCCACAUCGAGCAGCUCGAGGCUCUUGGCUUCCCUCGCCACAUCUGCGUCCAGGCCUACAUGUCCUGCAACAAGGAUCCGGACCUCGCCGCCAACUUCCUCUUUUCGUAUGGCGCCGACAUGGUCAACGACGAGGCCCAGGGCCAGGGCCAGCAGCCGCCGCAGGGCCAAUAAUAGCCACACACCCCAGCACUACACAACAUGUAAAGAGGCAAUAGCUCCA
Messenger RNA from Thecamonas trahens ATCC 50062, 1234 nucleotides. RefSeq names its product UV excision repair protein Rad23. The transcript has 2 exons. Gene Ontology annotation, biological process: proteasome-mediated ubiquitin-dependent protein catabolic process; nucleotide-excision repair. The record is from RefSeq and is a predicted model, not a curated record. Bases 1 to 1185 code for a protein of 394 amino acids. Lineage: Eukaryota; Apusomonadida; Apusomonadidae. Gene Ontology annotation, cellular component: nucleoplasm; cytosol. Gene Ontology annotation, molecular function: damaged DNA binding; proteasome binding; polyubiquitin modification-dependent protein binding.